This is a messenger RNA of Andrographis paniculata, 2560 nucleotides long. RefSeq lists its product as uncharacterized. The transcript has 5 exons. Bases 670 to 2304 code for a protein of 544 amino acids. Lineage: Eukaryota; Viridiplantae; Streptophyta; Magnoliopsida; Lamiales; Acanthaceae. The record is from RefSeq and is a predicted model, not a curated record.
GUUAAUGUGCCAUUUUUACAAGGCAUAAUUCAGAGACUCGUAGGGCACAAGGAUCCGACCCGAACUUUCCGAUUCCAUCAAUCGCCGCCUGCGCUAGGGUUUAUCGCAUCGCGAUCAUAAUCUGAUUCCUUUCGUAAAUGGUAGCAAUCGUCUGGUCUGUUGCAAUCUGCUAGUGAAUCAACGCCUUUUGGUUUCCAUUAUCACUUUUGGUUUGGUUGACAAAUCUGUCCCGGACGGCACGUUGCAGAAGUUUUGUGGAGCUAAUUCCUGAAUUCGUGGAACGAUCCAUAUGUUUGAAUCUAAUUUAGUAUCUAGAAAAUGCUCGUACGCGAGUCUGUGACGUUAGAUCCUGCGCUGUUACGUGGAGUGGUGGUUUCGCCAUGUCGAUGUUCGUAGAACCUCUCCUAAUCUCUCUUCCUCUUAUUCUUGACUGCUCGAAAUAUUAGGAGAGUGUCGCAAGCCAUAUUAGCAACACGGACUGCUAUCUCUUCAGAGGGUUCGAAAUAUGUAGCCGUGGUUAGAGCUGGGGGAUGCGUUCCCCAGCGCAGAAAUUUUUUUCAAUACCUAUUGCCGAGCAAGGGUUCUGCUCGGCAUGGUUCAGGGGAAGUAGGAAGAGGUUUCUACGAUAGUUGCAUCAGGAGUUAUUCAGGUAUUCCUAUUAGCAACACUAUGGUAAAUUGUGCGCGAAUUGCUUGGAAGAGAAUGGGGCGGGCAUCGGAGCUCAAUUGGCGGACUCAUCUGGUCAUAAACCGGAUCGCUCAAGCUGUCAGUUUGGGUUUGAGCCGUUCGUAUAUUGUUGGUCCCGGUUUAUAUACUCUGAUGUUCGGGACACAGUUAGCGUGGGCUGAAGCUGGACCGGAUACGAAUAUGUUUCUUCCGAAGAAUAAUUUAUACACACGAGCUGAAGAUAGUCAUCUCCUUCUGACCUCACUGAUUCUUUCGGCAUUUGAGUGUGCGUUGCUGUUGCUGAGAGCUUUGUUUCUGGCGAUUCUAUUUACGCCGAGCAUUGUUAUGGCGCCUUUUGCUGAUAGUUUGGGGCCUCAAUUUAGGAAUACGUGGCUGCGAAUUGUUCAUCGAACCCUCGAACAAGCAGGCCCGGCGUUUAUCAAAUGGGGGCAGUGGGCGGCGACACGGCCAGAUCUCUUCCCCAGAGACUUGUGCGCAGAGUUGUCGAAGCUUCACACGAAAGCUCCUCAACACACCUUUACCUACACGAAAAAGGCUAUUGAAAAAGCUUUUGGUCGUAAGAUUUCCGAUAUCUUUGAUGACUUUGAGCAGGAGCCUGUGGCAUCCGGGAGUAUCGCUCAAGUGCAUCGAGCUUCUUUAAGGUCUCGGUAUCCUGGUAGGAAGAACAAGCCAAUGCUAGUUGCAGUGAAGGUGAGGCAUCCGGGGGUUGGGGAAUCUAUAAAAAGGGAUUUUGAUAUAAUUAAUAUUGCGGCAAAGAUAUCAAACUUCAUUCCCGCGCUAAAUUGGUUGAGGCUGGAUGAAAGCGUUCAGCAGUUUGCGGUUUUUAUGAUGUCUCAAGUUGAUCUUGCUCGAGAAGCUGCUCAAUUGAGCCGAUUUAUAUACAAUUUUCGUAGAUGGAGAGAUGUUUCUUUCCCGAAACCUGUGUAUCCUCUUGUCCAUCCUGCAGUUUUAGUGGAAACAUUCGAGCAGGGAGAAUGUGUGUCUCACUAUGUCGAUGAGAUUGGGGGGAACGACCGGAUAAAAAGUUCUCUUGCACACAUCGGAACCCAUGCCCUAUUGAAGAUGCUCCUGGUCGACAACUUUGUUCACGCAGACAUGCAUCCCGGAAACAUCCUUGUCCGAGUAGCGCAGAGCAAACCUGCUCGCAAAAAAUUCUUCAAAACCAAGCCUCAUGUCGUCUUUCUUGAUGUAGGCAUGACUGCCGAGCUUUCUAAAAACGAUAGAGUAAAUUUACUCGAGUUCUUUAAGGCUGUUGCUUGUAGAGAUGGCCGAAAAGCAGCCCUCUCCACUCUGAGUUUGUCGAAGAAGCAGAGCUGCCCAAAGCCUGACGCUUUCAUUCAGGAAGUGACAGAGUCAUUUGAUUUUUGGGGAACACCGGAAGGAGAAUUGAUCCAUCCGGCGGAGUGUAUGCAACAAUUACUCGAGAAAGUCCGACACCAUAAAGUAAAUAUCGACGGAAAUGUUUGUACUGUGAUGGUCACAGUUUUGGUCCUUGAGGGCUGGCAGCGGAAGCUCGAUCCAGGCUACGAUGUAAUGCAUACGCUACAAACGCUACUACUCAAAUCCGACUGGGCAGAAUCGCUUUCUUACACAAUCGAAGGACUUAUGGCACCGUGAAUCAUUCACAUGCCUUUUGACAUACUUAUUUUACUGUUCUAACAAGUUUUGGCUAUGCAAAAUCGGGUACAAUUUGUUGACAUUUCACAAUUUUGUUUUCUAUUUUCCAAUCGGAACAAGCCCACGAGUUGUGUGGGAAAGGAUAGGGGGCGUUUAAGAAUAAGUGCCCGAAAGCCUUUUGGCUUAGUAAUUCUUGUAACUAACUAUCAAUGGAAGUUCUCCAUUUUAUUAUUUGUCAAUAUGUUCUCAUCUCUAA